This is a messenger RNA of Venturia canescens, 1875 nucleotides long. RefSeq names its product nuclear transcription factor Y subunit gamma-like (gene Nf-YC). Gene Ontology annotation, cellular component: nucleus; CCAAT-binding factor complex. NCBI's taxonomy places the organism in Eukaryota, Metazoa, Arthropoda, Insecta, Hymenoptera, Ichneumonidae. The record is from RefSeq and is a predicted model, not a curated record. Gene Ontology annotation, biological process: regulation of transcription by RNA polymerase II. Gene Ontology annotation, molecular function: DNA-binding transcription activator activity, RNA polymerase II-specific; RNA polymerase II cis-regulatory region sequence-specific DNA binding; protein heterodimerization activity. The transcript is spliced from 5 exons. The coding region runs from base 713 to 1681 and encodes 322 amino acids.
UUGACAACUCGAGUUAUCAGUGACGAAAUCGCGAAGCCUUUGCUGUCUCUACAGUUUUAAAACCACUGUACGGCGUUUCCUAUUAUCAUUGAAGUCGCUGUUGGUUAUUUUCCGGAUGCGGCUUAAACCUUGUUCGAUUUUUAAAAUAUAGUUUCAGUACAUAAAUACCCAGUGGUUUCCAAAUUAGCAAUAACGAACGUUCUUAUAGCGUUAAAGAGUUUUCGAUAUUCGGGUAGUGCGAUCGAACGACAAUUUUGUUUUCGUAAUAAAAAUCUUGCAUAUUGGUUUCAAAGAACAUAACCUAACGUACGGUGUGAUUCGAUACUCUGAUUUACUACCAAUUUGCCGGUACAUGCGACUACACGGUAGACCAUACCUAUAUAUAUGUAGGACUCACUGUACUUCAUAGCUCACAGUGAAGAAUAUUGAAAGAAUAGGUCUGUGAGGAGGGGUGUGAUACGUAGACAACGAUAUAGACUAUUGGAGAGAGAAAGAGAGAGCGGGAUUGGUGAAAUUUUCGGCGGAAAUAUUUGGACCGAGCAAUCGUUCGUCGCGAUCCAUCAGCCAUCAGCCGCCUUAUUUUCAAACACAACCAAGUACAAUCGGACUGUUGUUUUCGUGCAGUUAAAAAAUGUUGCCGGGCUAGUAAAUUAUAAAAAUUUGUUCGAUCCGUGAAAACACCCUGUUGUAGUGCCAGCUGCCGUAAUUCAAGAUGUCUGUGUUCUUUGUAAACGCCAAUCAAGACAGCGAAGUUGAAGGAGAUUCGAAUGGGGAUCUACAGAUCGCUUCGCCCGGAAGUUCCGAGGCUCAGCAAGCAUUGGGUACUUUUUGGCCCAAAGUCACAGAGGAAAUUAAAAAAAUUACCACCAUGGACCUGAAAACUCAAUCUUUACCAUUAGCGAGGAUUAAAAAGAUCAUGAAAUUAGACGGAGAUGUUAAAAUGAUAAGCGCCGAGGCACCCAUGUUGUUCUCAAAAGCAGCAGAAAUAUUUAUUCACGAGUUGACGCUAAGGGCCUGGGUUCACACGGAGGACAACAAGCGUCGAACAUUGCAGAGAAACGACAUUGCAAUGGCAAUAACGAAAUAUGACCAAUUUGAUUUUCUCAUUGAUAUUGUACCGCGAGAUGAGCUGAAACAGAGCAAAGCUCAGAACGAGAGUAUCGUGCGAACCUCCAUGAAUUCGGACCAGGUGCAUUAUUAUUUUCAACUGGCGCAACAACAAGCCUCUGCGAAUCAAAGUGUCCAGAACAACGGAACUACCAGUCAACCAAUACAGAUUGUACAACCCUCUACUGGUCAAAUUCAAACUAUUAACAUCGGCAGUCCCGUUGAACAGGAAAGUAACGCUGGUACAACUCAAACGGUAACCGUGCACAGUCCGCAGCAAUCGUCCAAUCAACAAGUAAUACAGUUGCAACAAUCUCAACAAACGAGCAAUUCCCAGGGAGGUGGUAUACAGAUUGUUCAACAAAUCGUAACGCCGAGUGGAGAAAUACAGCAGAUACCCAUUCAGCUGACGCAGCAACAGUUGCAGAUGAUUCGAAUGCAAGUACAAGGCGGGAGUAAUCAACCGAUAAUAAUACAAGCUGCUCCGAUACAAGCGCAACCACAAAUAAUACAAGUUGGUCAGAGUGGUCAGACGCCGGUGUACCUUCAAACGAGCUCGGCCGAUAACGAGUAGCCCGCCGCCACACUAUUUUUCCGAAAAAUACGUUCUUGAUGCUUCAUUCUUCACAAUUUUAAGCGACAAAAGUGCAUUAAUGCCGACGGGUAGACAAACGGACGGACAGACCGCCACAAAAUACAACGGAUUUAGGAUUAGAAGAUGUAACGAUAAGACUAGGUGAUAAGGAAUUAAAGGAUUUUUCUAAAUUA